GCUCCAAGGGGCCCUCAUUUGCGUUGUGGUCCCCACCAAUACCCGUCUUCGCGCGCCCCUUUCCUUGGUGGAACCGUUUUUGCAAACCCCGGAGCUCUGCUACUGCCCAUUCCCGGCCACAGGAAGGAAAGAAGGAAGAUCGCCAGAGUGCCCAAUUUCUUGUGGGGGAAGUUAGGGAUGACUUGGAAUAGAAAAACUUGGUUCCAGUUUUCCAGAGCUAUGGGGACUUCCCAUCUGGCAGUCCUGGUCCUAGGCUCUCUCCUUGCAGGGCCGAGCCUAAUUUUCUGCCAGCUUUCAUUACCCUCUAUCCUCCCAAAUGAAAAUGAAAAGGUUGUGCAGCUGAAUUCAUCCUUUUCUCUGAGAUGCUCUGGGGAGAGUGAAGUGUCCUGGCUGUACCCCAUAUCUGAGGACAAGAAGGCCAAUGUGACAAUCAGAAAUGAGGAGAACAACAGCGGCCUUUUUGUGAAAGUGCUAGAAGUGGCCAACGCCUCGGCGGCUCACACGGGGUUGUACACUUGCUAUUACAACCAUACACAGACAGAGGAAAAUGAGAUUGAAGGCAGUCACAUUUACAUCUACGUGCCAGACCCAGAUGUAGCCUUCGUACCUCUAGGAAUGACAGAUUAUUUAGUCAUCGUGGAGAACGAUGAUUUUGCCAUCAUACCUUGUCGCACAACUGAUCCUCAGACGCCAGUAACCUUACUCAACAGGGAUGAGGUGGUGCUCGCCGCCUAUGACAGCAGACAGGGCUUUAAUGGAAGCUUCACUGGUGGGCCCUAUAUCUGCGAGGCCAUUGUCAGAGGGAAGAAGUUCCACACCAUUCCAUUUAACAUUUAUGCUUUAAAAGCAACCUCAGAACUUGAUCUAGAAUUGGAUGCUCCUAAAACUGUAUACAAGUCAGGGGAAACCAUUGUGCUCACGUGCAUCGUCUUUAACAACGAGGUGGUGGACUUUCAGUGGACCUACCCUGGAGAAGUGAAAAGCAAAGGCGGCGUAAUGCUGGAGGAAAUCAAGGACCCGUCCCUCAAAUUGGUGUACACUCUGAUGGUCCCCGAGGCCACGGUGAAAGACAGUGGUGAUUAUGAAUGUGUUGCCCGCCAGGCCACCAGCGAGGUCAAAGAAAUGAAGAAAGUCACCAUUUCUGUCCAUGAGAAAGGGUUCAUUGAAAUCAAACCCUACUUCAGCCAGUUGGAAGCUGUCAACCUGCAUGAAGUCAAACAUUUUGUGGUGGAUGUGCAGGCCUACCCACCUCCCAGGAUAUCCUGGCUCAAAGACAACCUGACUCUGAUCGAAAACCUCACAGAGAUCACCACUGACAUCGAAAAGAUUCAGGAAAUAAGGUAUCGAAGCAAAUUAAAGCUGAUCCGUGCUAAGGAAGAAGACAGUGGCCAUUAUACUAUUGUAGUUCAGAAUGAAGAUGACAUGAAGAGCUACACUUUUGAACUCUUAACUCAAGUUCCCUCAUCUAUUCUGGACUUGGUCGAUGACCACCAUGGCUCUACAGGGGGACAGACCGUGAGAUGCACAGCUGCGGGGACACCUCUUCCUGAUAUUGAGUGGAUGAUUUGCAAGGAUAUCAAGAAAUGUAAUAAUGAGACUUCAUGGACAGUUUUGGCCAGCAACAUCUCAAACAUCAUCACAGAGGUCCGCCCCUUGGACAGGAGUGUGGUGGAGGGCCAGGUGACAUUCGCCAAAGUGGAGGAGACCAUUGCCGUCCGAUGUCUGGCUAAGAAUCUCCUUGGGGUUGAGAACCGAGAACUGAAGCUGGUGGCCCCCACUCUGCGUUCCGAACUCACAGUGGCAGCUGCAGUCCUGGUGCUUUUGGUGAUUGUGAUAAUCUCACUGAUUGUCCUGGUUGUCAUUUGGAAACAGAAACCAAGGUAUGAAAUUCGCUGGAGAGUCAUUGAAUCAAUCAGCCCCGAUGGACAUGAAUAUAUUUAUGUGGACCCAAUGCAGUUGCCUUAUGACUCGAGAUGGGAGUUUCCCAGAGAUGGACUAGUGCUGGGUCGUAUACUGGGAUCUGGUGCAUUUGGGAAAGUGGUUGAAGGAACUGCGUAUGGAUUAAGCCGGUCCCAACCUGUCAUGAAAGUAGCAGUGAAGAUGCUUAAACCCACAGCCCGAUCCAGUGAAAAACAAGCUCUCAUGUCUGAACUGAAGAUAAUGACCCACCUGGGGCCGCAUUUAAACAUUGUAAACUUGCUGGGAGCCUGCACCAAGUCAGGCCCCAUUUACAUCAUCACUGAGUACUGUUUCUACGGGGAUUUGGUCAACUAUUUGCAUAAGAAUAGGGACAGCUUCCUGAGCCGCCACCCAGAGAAGCUAAAGAAAGAGCUGGACAUCUUUGGAUUAAACCCAGCUGAUGAAAGCACUCGGAGUUACGUUGUUUUAUCUUUUGAAAACAAUGGUGACUACAUGGAUAUGAAGCAAGCUGACACCACCCAGUAUGUCCCCAUGCUGGAAAGGAAAGAGGUUUCUAAAUAUUCGGACAUCCAGAGAUCGCUGUAUGACCGCCCAGCCUCAUAUAAGAAGAAAUCCAUGUUAGACUCAGAAGUCAAAAAUCUUCUUUCGGAUGACAGCUCGGAAGGCCUCACUUUGUUGGAUUUGUUGAGCUUCACCUAUCAAGUUGCUCGAGGAAUGGAGUUUUUGGCUUCCAAAAAUUGUGUCCACCGGGACCUGGCUGCUCGCAACGUCCUCCUGGCACAAGGGAAAAUCGUGAAGAUUUGUGACUUUGGCCUAGCCAGAGACAUCAUGCAUGAUUCAAACUAUGUGUCAAAAGGCAGCACCUUCCUGCCCGUGAAGUGGAUGGCUCCUGAGAGCAUCUUCGACAACCUCUACACCACGUUGAGCGACGUCUGGUCUUACGGCAUCCUGCUCUGGGAGAUCUUUUCCCUCGGUGGCACACCCUACCCUGGCAUGAUGGUGGAUUCUACUUUCUACAAUAAGAUCAAGAGUGGGUACCGGAUGGCCAAGCCUGACCAUGCCACCAGUGAAAUCUACGAGAUCAUGGUGAAAUGUUGGAACAGUGAGCCAGAGAAGAGACCCUCCUUUUACCAUCUGAGAGAGAUUGUGGAGAACCUGCUGCCUGGACAAUAUAAAAAGAGUUAUGAGAAGAUUCACCUGGAUUUCCUGAAGAGCGACCAUCCCGCUGUGGCUCGCAUGCGAGUGGAUGCUGACAAUGCCUACAUUGGUGUCACCUACAAAAAUGAGGAAGACAAGCUGAAGGACUGGGAGGGUGGCCUGGACGAGCAGAGGCUGAGUGCUGACAGUGGCUACAUCAUCCCUCUGCCUGACAUUGACCCUGUUCCGGAGGAGGAAGACCUGGGCAAGAGGAACAGACACAGCUCACAGACCUCCGAGGAGAGUGCCAUUGAGACAGGUUCCAGCAGCUCUACCUUCAUCAAGAGAGAGGAUGAGACCAUCGAGGACAUCGACAUGAUGGACGACAUUGGCAUAGACUCCUCAGACCUGGUGGAGGACAGCUUCCUUUAACUGGAGGGUGUGAGGGGUACCUUCCACUCCUGGAGCCACUGUGGAUCCUUUUAAGAAAACCACUUUAUUGCAAUGCAAAGUUUGAGAGGAGGACGUGGAUGAUGUGGAAUGAGAAGUUCCUGGCCAAGGGCAUCAGGGAGACUUCUCUGUAUGAGUGAAUGGGAUAUUUUGAAAUGAACUUCUUCAGCGUUGCCUCUUGCAAUGCUUCAGUAGCAUCUCAACGUGUGAAAUGUGGAGGUAGAUGGACAAGGAAGUAAUGGACCAUGGAAGAUGAACUUUGUGUUUCAAGGCAUUUGGUGUGAUUCCAACAUACGCAAUUUUUGUUGCAACAAAACUCCAGCAUUGUAAUUAUGUAAAUAACUCUAACCAAGGAUAUGUUUAGAUUUGCAUUAACUAUCUUCUCUGGACCUCUGAAGAGACUGACCACUCAACCCAUCCAUGUACUUCCCGCCUGAAACCUGGUGUCAGCUGCUGUUGAACUUUCUUGUGAAGUACAUGCAAAACCACUUUUGAGCCUUAAAAGGUACUGGUACUAUAGCAUUUAAUUUUUUUUUUUUUUUUUAGUGUUAAAG
Messenger RNA from Pteronotus mesoamericanus, 4061 nucleotides. RefSeq names its product platelet derived growth factor receptor alpha (gene PDGFRA). Gene Ontology annotation, molecular function: platelet-derived growth factor binding; ATP binding; platelet-derived growth factor alpha-receptor activity. Lineage: Eukaryota; Metazoa; Chordata; Mammalia; Chiroptera; Mormoopidae. The record is from RefSeq and is a predicted model, not a curated record. The transcript is spliced from 23 exons. Gene Ontology annotation, cellular component: signaling receptor complex; plasma membrane. The coding region runs from base 178 to 3489 and encodes 1103 amino acids. Gene Ontology annotation, biological process: protein phosphorylation; multicellular organism development; platelet-derived growth factor receptor signaling pathway.